Messenger RNA from Bursaphelenchus okinawaensis, 3205 nucleotides. The record is from the annotation of a GenBank genome assembly. NCBI's taxonomy places the organism in Eukaryota, Metazoa, Nematoda, Chromadorea, Rhabditida, Aphelenchoididae.
AUGAUCUCGUGCAACACAAGCGAGCCAUGGCGGCCGAUGGGCCACGUGCUCGACCUGUACGUGUUACCGGUCGUUUGUGUGAUCGGGCUCAUGUUGAACAUGGCCUGUUUGUUCGUUUUCACACGGAGGUAAUAUUGGCAAACUAUUUUCAAAACUUUUUCCCCUAUUUUUAGCCAAUAGCCUUAGAACUAAGACUUUAUAAUUGGCCAUACUAACCGGCCCUACCUAGGCUUACUACCUAUAGGAAAACAUUUCAAUACCUUACUAACCUAUAAGAAAUCAUUUCAGUACCUCACAAAACAAAACCAAGAACCUACCUUAUCUUGUCUAUUUUAGCACAUGAACACUCAAAUGUGUAUGAGGAAACCAAACAACCGUUUCCGCUAACCAAAUGUUAAAAAAUAGGCAAUUUGAAAAUGAAAAUGUUUUGAAAAAUUUUUGAAAAAGUUCAUUUUGAUUACUUUACGCUAAUUUUUCAAUAACUUCUUGUACUAAAAUAGACAAACUUCAACUCAUAACAAUUUUAAUAAGCACUGUGGUUAAAAAGCUUUUAAUUUUUAAACAUAGCCUUAAAAUUUUUAUUUUAAAUUUUACUUUUCAGACGUUCCCAUCCCCUAGUACCAGCCCUAAUAGUACUCAGCGUUUGCGACUCCCUUCAACUUCUAAUAUCCCUUUUCGUACUCUAUCUACCAGCCCUACACGACCAUUUAGAGAUGGACAUGUUCGGUACAGUCGGCCAGAUUGCAUACAUUGCUACGGGCGCCUUAGCCGGUGGGCUUUUGGCUUCAAAUUGUGCUUCAAUUUGGACCAUGUGCUAUAUUUCGAUUCAACGCCAUCGUGCCAUCAUAUCCCCGCUGUCUACGGUGACGAAUCGACGAUCCGGCAUUUGGGCAUUGAUUUGUAUUGCCGUGGCGGCAUUGUUGUUUAAUGCACCAGUUUGGUUCGAGUUCUCAUGGCAUGUAGAUGAGGUAUUGACCGAUGCCGGGGAGAAGCGAUUGUUUUUGUUUCAUACGCCUUCUGCGCUGGCGCAGAGUGUUACAUAUCGAUUUGUGGUAAGUUUUUUAUUUGUAUCAUCGUGUGUUCUACAUUUCGCAACCAAUUUAACGUCAAAGCUACGGUAGCCCAAAUUAAACCAAACUUGUCAUAGUGUUUUUCCAAAAUUUCCAAAAUCUGUUGCAAAUGCACUUGUGUUUUUAGUUCAGUUUGAACCGUUUUGCACGAUAUUAUGUUUAUUAUUGUAGCUUUAUAUUAUUGUACCUGGGUUUCGACUGUAAACAAUCAUUACUGUCUUUUUCGAUUCAAAACAAGUCCAAUUAUUGUUUACAUUUGUGAUUUUGAAGUUGUUUGUUCAUGACAAUUAGUGCUGCUACAAAAUUUCCAGCGAUUUAUGGCUUUUGUAUUUUACAGUAAUUGGAAUUGUUGUUUUACAUUUUGUUUAUCAAAUUUUUUUCCAAAUAUUACAGUAGCUGACUAAGAAAUAACGCAGAUAUUUUAAAAUCAGUCUAAAAAAUCUCAAAUAAACCUAAAUUUUAGCCUUUUUUAUACCUAAACCAGCCUUAAGAGCUCAUUCCAACUAGGUUUAAUCAUAUUUCAACUAGUUUUCCCAGAUCUAACCCCAUUUUUCAAAAUUUUCUUUCCAUAUCUAACACCAUUUUUCAAAAUCGUUUUCCCCUAUUUAACGCCAUUUUUCAGAAUCGUCAAGUACUGUAUCCAAUCGCCGUCUACAUUGGGCCGCUCGUACUCAUCUCAGUACUAAAUCUACGCAUUUUGACCCACAUUUUCUCCGCCAGCAAGACUAUGGUUCAGUCUAUCGGGUAUCAAAGGCGGAUGGAAAAAGAAAAGCGGGCGAUUUGGCUACUGAUUUCGAUUGUUUUGUUCUUUUUCUUGUGUCAUACUGGUAAGUAUGGAGUGGGUUUUGAGGGGUGUUUUGUAGGGUUUUAAGGACUCUUUUAAAGAGUUUCAAAGGGUUUUUUUUUCUUUUUUUUGGAGUUUGAGGGGUGUUUUUGAUUUGUUCUUGUUUAAAUACUUCUUGGUUUUGUUUUGUAUUGCCAAUUUUUCUUUUAAUUUCAUCAACCAUCUUUCACAUUCGUAUUUUACCUCAAUUUAUAACAAAAUAUUCUUUAGGCGGCCUAAUAAUUCGAUUUGUGGAUCAUCGAAAGUAUGGCGAAGAGCCGUGUUUCGUAUUUGCCAAAGAUUUUAUCAACUUUUUGUUCAAUAUCAACUCGUUUGUUAACCCAAUGGUAAGUUUAGUGUCCUCUAUCAUUAAACAAACAAACUUUUUGAUAAAAAUUGUUAUCAGGCUUACAACGCCUGAGGUGUUAAAUUGAUUUUAAGGGUGUUUUAAGGUUAUUACUUGGCUAAAUUUGACAGUAUUUUUUACUUUUUUAAAUCUUAAGCCUAUUAUUUGGUAUUUUAAGACAAUUUUUUGGUACUUUAAGCCCUAUUUUAGUAUUUAAGCGUAUUCUUAGGCAUUUCAAGCCUAUUUUUUAGUAUUUUAAGCCCAUUCAUGCAAUUUUAAAAACAGUUUCAAAACUCCAACCUACCUUUAAAAGACCACUUGUAAAAACGAUGAGAUCGUGUCGGGUGGGGGAUACCUAAAACUUUAUUCAUUACUUAGUAACAAUAACAAAAAUAACAACAAAAUAUGGCACGAAAUUACUCGGAAUCGCCCUGAAAUUGGCAUCAACAUCACGGGGAUACAAUAAUACUGGCAUUACUUGGUAAAAACAUAAGUUGCAUGAGUAGUACAGUACAAAAUUUUUGAAACAAAUAAAAAUAAAAAAUUUUCUUGAAUUUAAAAAGACAAGUGACGUUAAAAGGCACUAGGGCUAGUGAAAUAUCUCGUAUUUUACAUUUCAAGUUAUUUAACAUUCAAAAAAAAUCAAAAAGUUUAAAAAUUCUUAAAUUUUCUCCAAAUUCCCCAAAAAACCUUCAUUUUUCAAAAAUCCACCCUCAACCCCUAAAUUUACUAAUUUCCCUUUCUAACCCAUUCUAAUUUCAGUUGUACUUCUUUUUCACGAAACAAUUCAAGGAUCUACGUGUAAGCUUUACGUUUUUGAAGCGGGAUAGUCCGUCCAGGUUGUUGCAGACCACCUGGUUGGAGAGUGGAAAUCGCAACAAUUCGAUUACAAAACGACUGCUCAGCCGGCUUUCAUCAAGAUCAGUGAUUUCGAGAAGUAAAAGCAGUACUUCGAAUCAGAUUUGA